AAAGAGAAAAUAGGAAAGGUGAUAGGUGGAAACCGUCUUCCUCUUGAGCGGAGUGGGGAAGGAAAAGCUGCCGCAAAUCCCAGCUCCUAAAUGAAGAGACCGAGACCGAGGCCGAAAAUACCACUUUCCACCACCGCAAAAUCACCGCCGCCACCACCUCCUACUCCACCACAAACGCUCCUCAAACCUCACAACUCCAAAACCACCAUCCAAAUCUGCUCAAAGAAACCCAAAAAACCCAUCCUCAAAGCCGCCACCACCACCAGAAAAACAGCGACACACAUCGCAAAUUGGGUCCCACUUGACCUCAUCCAAUCGGAACUCUCUCUUCCCCUCACAUUCCCCACUGGCCAAACCUUCCGCUGGAAACAAACGGGUGCCUUCCAGUAUACCGGCACUCUCGGCCCUCACUUGAUAUCGCUCAAGCAUCAUCAUGAAAACGGCGACGUUUAUUACCACAUCCACCGAACUCCCUCCGAAUCCGCCGCCAAAUUAGCUCUUCUCGAUUUCCUCAACAUUGAUAUCUCACUCACCGAUAUUUGGGCUGAGUUCUCGGCCUCGGACUCGCGGUUUGCUGAGCUAGCGCUACACUUGAAGGGGGCUAGGGUUUUGAGGCAGGACCCACUGGAGUGCAUGAUUCAAUUCCUGUGUUCUUCCAAUAAUAACAUUGCGAGAAUCACUAAAAUGGUGGAUUUUAUAUCUUCUUUGGGAGAAUAUCUGGGGAAUGUUGAGGGUUUUGAGUUUCACGAGUUCCCGUCUUUGGAACGAUUGGCUAUGGCCACUGAGCAGGAGCUUAGAGAGGCUGGUUUUGGUUACAGGGCAAAAUAUAUAACUGGCACUGUAGAUGCUUUGCAAUUAAAACCUGGUGGAGGUGCAGAGUGGCUUGCAUCUCUCCGUAAAUUGGAUCUCCAAGUGGUGAUUGAUGCUCUUUGUACCUUACCUGGAGUUGGGCCCAAAGUAGCAGCGUGCAUAGCUCUUUUCUCUCUUGAUCAACACCACGCCAUUCCUGUUGAUACGCAUGUGUGGCAGAUUGCUAUACGAUAUCUACUACCUGAGCUUGCUGGUGCCCGCCUGACACCAAAGCUGUGCAGUCAAGUGGCAGAUGCAUUUGUAAGAAAAUAUGGGAAAUAUGCUGGAUGGGCACAAACUCUACUUUUCAUUGCUGAGCUGCCUGCCCAAAAAACCAUUUUACCAUCUCAAUUUGGGAAUAUCAGAGAGAUUAAACCUGCUAUCGAGAAAGACGGUGAAGCAGAUAUUGGAAAUUGUGGCUAUAAAUAGAGUACAUCAUUUUAAGUUAUGUUGUCUGUGUGUUUGAGUUCAAAAUUAAUUUGUUGAACGCCUUAAGCGAGAACUCCUGAUAUGGGUCACCACCAAAAAAUGGAUUUCGUUGGAAGAUUGAACACUUCCUCUUUCAUAUACAAGCCUGCAAAAUUAAUAUUGCAAUUAACACUA
Messenger RNA from Hevea brasiliensis (rubber tree), 1452 nucleotides. Its product is annotated as N-glycosylase/DNA lyase OGG1. The record is from RefSeq and is a predicted model, not a curated record. Gene Ontology annotation, molecular function: 8-oxo-7,8-dihydroguanine DNA N-glycosylase activity; damaged DNA binding. Gene Ontology annotation, biological process: base-excision repair; nucleotide-excision repair; base-excision repair, AP site formation. Lineage: Eukaryota; Viridiplantae; Streptophyta; Magnoliopsida; Malpighiales; Euphorbiaceae. Gene Ontology annotation, cellular component: nucleus. The transcript has 3 exons. The coding region runs from base 91 to 1278 and encodes 395 amino acids.